AAGCGGCGGGAGGAGGAGGAGGCGCAGGGGAAGGAGGAGGCGGCGGAGCGGCCCCGGUGAGUCCCGGCUGGGCCUGCGCUGCCCCCGCUCUGAAUCUGAUGCUCAGAAAGUGACCCCUCUCCAGCUGCAAAGAUGGUCAUAAACGUCUGUCUCCCACAGUUCAAGCCAAGAAUUCACUGCAACAAGAUCUCUGCUGAUGGCUACGAAGUGGAGAACCUGAUCUCCGAGGACCUGGCCAGGAGGAACCGCGGUUUCCGCAGCGAGUACUUCAUCAAACCCCCAGUCCACGUCACCAUCUCCUUUCCCUUCAACAUCGAGAUCUGCAGGAUCAACAUCGACAUCUCCUCUGGGGGGUACCAAACCUUCUCUGGGCUCGAAGUUUACACCUCUACCUCAAGCCACAAAACCUCUUGGCAGAGCCCCGAGGGGCCCUUCUCAGGUCUGGCCGGGCAGCCUGUGUCGGACAAAGACACUUUCACACUGGUGGGCAAAGCUGUCCUAAAGAAUCAAAGCAAAGUGACUUUCGGCCACAGAGGCUUCAAGCCGAGGCCUCCCUUCCAUCAGAUGGAAAAUGUCUUCUCCUACCCCGGCUCCGUGUCCCAGGACCUCUGGAACAAAGGCCCCGCCUCGCUCAGCAACGUGUCGCACCUGAAAAUCUGCAUCACGCACGUGGCGGGUGGGGGGUUGCCGAGCAUCAAGAGGCUGGAGGUGUGGGCACAGCCUGCCAAGUCCUGCCCACAGGAGGUGAUUGAGGGUGUCUUCCAGGUGGCCUCCCAGUUCCUGGCCCAGGACGCCGGCAGCCUCAAGCCGGAGCUGUGGACGCCGAUGGAGAGCGACUGCGUCCCCUUCAGCGCCAGCGACAGCGAGCAGCACACCCUCCGCAAGCUGGUGGACGUCGUCCAGGACAUCCCCGAGGAAUUCCUGGACCCCAUCACCCUGGAGAUCAUGACUUUCCCCAUGCUCCUGCCCUCCGGGAAGGUGAUCGACCAGACCACCUUGGAAAAGUGCAACCGGAGCGAGGCGUCCUGGGGGAGGGUCCCCAGCGACCCCUUCACCGGGGUGGCCUUCAGCCAGCACUCGCAGCCCCUACCUCACCCCACCCUCAAGGCCAGGAUAGACCACUUCCUGCUGCAGCACAGCAUCCCUGGCACCAACCUGCUGGGGAGGGCUCAUUCCUCGGAGACCCUCGUGCCCUCUUCCAUAACCAUGUCUUCUCUGAAAAGGAAAAUGGACUGCCUGGACCAGGGCUCUCUGCAGCCGCCCUAUUUUUCUGCUACAAACUUACUUGUCUCCUCUACCUCAGAGAACAGUGCUAAAAAACUGAGAACUGACAGUGACUCCCACCUGACCCAGAUGGACUGUUCCACAGAUCUGGUGUCCCACGAGCAGAAGCUGUCGGAGAGCUUGGACACUGCCCUGACCUCGGCCCUCAGCUCCAUGCCCUCUUUCACGGCCAAGCUGAUGAAGAGCCAGCAGCAGCCAAGUGAGGGAGGCUGCAGCAGCUCCUGGAGCGUGGGCACAGUCCUUGAGCACGGCAGGAGCAGCCAGACCCAGGGAUGCUCUUCCUGCGGCAAAACCUUCUCCUCCUACUUCAAACCGGAGCCCAUUUACCAGCUGCCCUGCGGGCACCUCGUGUGCCGGCCCUGCCUGGCCGAGCGGCAGAAGGCGCCGUCCCCCAUCCAGUGCGGGAGCUGCAAGAGGUCGGCAGCCACCCAGGACGUCAGGAGGGUUCACUUCUGACCCCCGGGCUGCCGGGAGGACGAGGACGAGAAGCUGGUGCCGUUCCCCGUGGAUCCGCCGGAGCAUCAGCGGCCCGCAGGAGGAGCC
Messenger RNA from Pipra filicauda (Wire-tailed manakin), 1827 nucleotides. It is a transcript of the gene UBOX5, whose product is annotated as U-box domain containing 5. The record is from RefSeq and is a predicted model, not a curated record. Gene Ontology annotation, molecular function: ubiquitin-ubiquitin ligase activity; ubiquitin protein ligase binding. The transcript is spliced from 5 exons. NCBI's taxonomy places the organism in Eukaryota, Metazoa, Chordata, Aves, Passeriformes, Pipridae. Bases 133 to 1740 code for a protein of 535 amino acids. Gene Ontology annotation, cellular component: nucleus. Gene Ontology annotation, biological process: protein polyubiquitination.